Molecule: messenger RNA, 5817 nt
Organism: Thunnus maccoyii (southern bluefin tuna)
Lineage: Eukaryota; Metazoa; Chordata; Actinopteri; Scombriformes; Scombridae
Gene: mia2
Product: CTAGE family, member 5
Exons: 25
Coding region: 548-4375 (1275 amino acids)
Biological process (GO): endoplasmic reticulum to Golgi vesicle-mediated transport; protein secretion; vesicle cargo loading
Cellular component (GO): endoplasmic reticulum membrane; endoplasmic reticulum exit site
Molecular function (GO): protein binding
Source: RefSeq, a predicted model, not a curated record
UGAGGGUUUAAAGGAAGAGGAGAAGCAGCAGGAAAUAGAGGAGGUAAAGGAAGAGACUAAGAAGGAGGUGGUGGAGGGGUUAAAGAAAGAAGAGAAACAGGAGGAGUUAAAAGAAGAGGAGAAGCAGGAGGAUUUGGAAGAGGUGGUAAAAGGUCUCCACUCUUCACCUCACAAUCAGAACGACAUCGGCAAUGAGAAAGAAACACAAGAGGAAUCGGAAUCUGUGUUCUCUGAGGCAGCCGAAAAGACUGAAAAGAGUCAGACUGAAAGCUUCCAGGCAGAAGAAGAGAGGAGGGAAGGGGAGUUACAGGAAGAGGAAAAACAGGAGGCAGUAGAGGUUAAGGAAGAGGAGAAGAGGGAGGUUGAAGUAAAACAGCAGGCAAAGGAUGUGGAGGACAAGACGAAGAGCAAAGAGGAAGAGGAGAGUCUUAAAUGUUCAAAUGAGCUUUGUUCUCAAUCUGUUCAAGAUGAAAAACACGACUCCGAGAAUGGAUCGAGUUCAGUUUAUGAGGGGACAAUACAAACAGGACAGGAUGACAGUGGUCACAUGUUAUCAGCCAGGACAGAAGAGAGUGAGAGGAUCUCCUUUGAAAGUGAUAAGGAUAGAAUACAGGAGGAGGGAAAGAUGAAAAAUGAAAUGGAAGAAAAAAGAAAUGAUGAUACUAAGGCUGAUGUGAGGGGAAAAGAACAAGAGGAGACAAAAAACAUUGAACAGAAUGAACACAUUAGUAGAAACAGUGCUAACGGCAUCUCUGAUCAGAAAGGAGAAAAUGAACACACAGACAAUGAGGUCCCAUAUUCAGGUGAGAAUGACCACAGGCUUCCUAUUGAAAGUUCAGAUCAUCUAUAUUCAGGCGAAACAAAAAAUGCAGACCUCUGUAACGAUGCAGAUAUGAAAUGUGCAGGUGAAACCAGCGACGCUGGGAAGAUAACAGAACAAAUACACUCUGACGAUCACAAUAGAGGGACAGCAGAGGCUGAAAGUGGAGGAGCGUUCGGUCUUUUCAAAAAUGCCUUCAACCUCUUCGGCGAAACGCCAACCACUGAAAUAAAGGAGUCAACAGAACCGGCGCCAAGUUUGGAUACCAGCACAGGUGAGACAUCUCAGCCCCAAGCCUCUUUGACUCCUGAGCAAGAACCGGAUUCCGCUACUCCUACAAGUCAAGACUCUCCUGCCAUUGCCGAGAUCCAGCCAUCAUCUCCCUCCCAAACGCAGACCCCUUCUCAUCCCAGCGUUCUAUCUCCGAACACCGAAGCGCCCCUCAAACCGAAAACUGCCUCCAAACAUUACAAGACCCUCCUCGCCCAUAUGAGCGCGGAUGACACGACUAUUUUGGAGGAACUCUUUGGGCAACACAAGCUGCAGUUUUUGGAUUACAUUCUGGGCCGCUCAGAACCCGCGACUGAAGACCUUGAUGAUGAUGAGUCUAUAUUGUUGGAUAUAGAAACACUUCUGCAUCACCGCAGGGAUACACUCUUCGCUCCGAGUAUGAAGCUCACAGAUGCACCGCAGGAGGACAAGGAAAAGACCAGAACACUCAUCGCACUUCAGAAACUAGAAAUGCUGCUGAAAAGAGUGAGAGAGACAUUCAACACACGAAAAUCAGACAUCAUUCGAGCAAACCGUCAAGGUGAGGCCAGCUGUGUCGGUGCAUCCUGUUCAGCACACAGCAAAGAUCGGGAGGUGACUGCGGGCGACGAGUCAAGAAAGACAGGUGAUGCUUCUGUAGGCCUGAAUGACAACAUUGGCAGAGAUGAAGGGAUGGAGGAGGAGAAAGAGAGGGAUGGACAACUGAGUGGAGGCACAGGAAAAGAGAAGGAAACUGAGAAAAGAGGAGAGAUGGAAAGAGGAGGUGAAGAAGAGAGAAUGCCCCCCAAGGAGACGGGUAGUAAGGUGUCUCACAAUCAGCCCGGAUCACCACAGUCACAGAAAGGGGUAAUGAAGCAGAUUCUGGACUUUGUUCAUCAGAUUGCUGAAGAUUCAUUCACUCAUGUUUGUGCAGUGAGGAAGCUCCUCAUAUGGCUUACUGUGCAGGUUGUAUCUUCGCUGCCUGAUGACAUCAGACCUGGGCCUGACCUGUACGGGGUGCCAUGGGAACCAGUCAUCAUCUCCAGUCUUGUUGGGCUGGUGACAAUGCUGUUGUUCAGCUGUAGAUGUUAUAGCUCUGUCAAAAGCAGAAUGUAUCGAAGUAGAGAGCGGUGGAUGGCUGAGCAGGUUGCACAGCUCCUGGAUGAGAAGUGUAAAGUCCUUGAGACUCUCAGCACAUGUCAACAAGAGUAUGAUGAACUGGAGACCUCACUGAGGGACAGCGGUGUCUUGGCCCAAACUCAAAAGACAGAACAUCUGGAGGGCAAAACCCGACAGUUGGAACAUGCUAAAAGAGAGCUGGAGAGGGAUCUAGAUCAACUUAAGGAUCAGCUGGACCAGCAGAGAGAACACAGGCUAGAGCAAGAAAGGAGGAUAGCAGCGCUCGAGGAGAGCAUGAAAACAUGUGAGGAAGAAACCAAGGACCUCCAGUCACAGGAAGAACAGGCACAAACCACUCUGAAAGUGUACAGCAUGAACAGUGACAGACUACAGAGGAACCUGGAAACAGCUGGAGAGGAGAACACACUGCAACAGGAGAGCAACGCUCAGUUACGGCAGCAGGUGGAGGGAUGGGCAGAGCGAGUGAGUGAGUUGGAGGAGGAGAUGAGGAGGUGUGAGGUCGCCUACAGCGGGAUGGUUCAGGAUGUGGCCAACAAAGAUGAGCGUAUAAUGUCCUUAACGGAUCGGCUGCUGAGAAUGAAAGCAUGGGAUUCAGACCUGGAAGAAGAACGGGGUGAGGAAGGAGGAGAGGAGACGUCCAAUGGGACAGCAGGAAAAGGAGAGGAGAAUGGAAGAGGGGACGAAUCACAAGGCCACCUCCAGAAAGUCCAGAAACUCAUUUAUGCUGCUAAGCUGAAUGCAGACCUCAAAUCAGUCGAUGAAGACAAGGACAGAACAUUUGCCAAACUGAAUGAUGAAGUCAAAGCUAAAGAAGAGCUGGAAGUGAGCAUCAAGGAGCUGGAGAAUGAGAAAUUAUCUCUGCAGUCAGACAGUGAGAACUACUCAGAUCAGGUGCAACGAUUACAACAGAAGCUCAAUAUUAUGACAGAGAUGUACCAGGAGAACGAGCUCAAGCUGCACAGACUGCUGACAGUGGAGGAGAAGGAGCGCCUGCAGAAAGAAGAGAAGUUAAACAAAGCGGACAAAAACAUUGCAUUGGCCAUGGAGGAACUUCAGAACUACAGACAUCGUGCAGAAGAGAUGGAGGAAGAGCUGGAGAAAACCAAACAGUCUUACCAGACCCAAAUAUCAGCACAUGAGAAGAAGGCUCACAAUAACUGGCUGGCAGCCCGAGCAGCAGACAGAGAACUAUCAGACACCAGGAGAGAAAACGCCCUCCUCAGACAGAAGCUGACAGACACACAGUUUAAAAUGGACGCCCUCGACAAAGAUCCCUACGCCUUGGAAAGUCUGGCUAGACCACUGCCUUUCCGAGCUGAAAGGUCACCGUACGGUCCUUCUCCUCUGGGUCGACCCGCAUCUGAAACCAGAGCUUUCCUGUCUCCUCCCACACUGAUGGAGGGACCACCUGCUAGACUGUCUCCUAGAGUGGAGCCCCCUGGUGGCUAUGGGGACAUGGAGCGGAGCGGAGGUCCUCACUCAGACAGCGGCUCAAUCUCUCCUACAUGGGAGAGAGAACGCAGGGGACCCCCGCCAGGACCCCUCGGGCCCCUAGGACCUCCAGGCUACAUGUUUCCAGAACCAGGAGGUCCCAUGUACAGGAGACCUCUUCCUCCUCCAGGACCGAUGGGCAUUCUGCCUCCUCCUGGCUCCCUCCCACUCGGCCCUCCUCUUCCCCAUCCUAGGGGCCUCCCUCCUCCUGGCCCCCCAGGACGCCCCCACCCUGCAGACAUGGCAGAUGGCUCAUUCAGAGAGAACAGCCUUGGACCUGGUGAACAAGAUCACAGAGAGUCUGGUCCUAGUGAUCGAAGGACUCCCCCUGAAGCAGAUCCAAGGAUGGGGGGCGCACCCCCUCCUGGCCCACCCAUGGGCCCCAUGGACGGUCCCUUUCCUCGUAGAGCCCCCUAUGGACCCCCACCUCCUGACUUCUAUCCUCCCAGGGGACCGGGGGGGCCUCCCAUGAUGCCUAUGUGGGCUCCUCCACCUCCAGGCAUGAUGUUCCCUCCCCGUUUCCCUCCCGGUGGACCACCUCACCCUCACAUGCCCUCCUACGGCCCUCCGAUGCGGCCCCCUCCGCCCGAUGACCUCCCGCCUCCUUCCAUGGGUCCUCGCCCACACAGCCAGUCGCCAGAGGAGCACACACCCUCGCCUCAAGACGUCAUUUGAACUUACCCAUAUUUCCACUUGAGCCAAGAUGUGUUUCUGGUUAAUGUUCAGUCAGCAUUAGAUGGAUGGUGGGCAGGCAGCUUUUUCCACCUUUUUCUUUUCUGUAACAACUAUUUAUUAAGCAGGUGGAUGUAUUUAAUGAUAGUGUCAAUGGAGGAGAAACUAUUAGCCAUCAGUAACCCGUUUUGUUCUUAGGCUCUGUCUUUCUCCUCCAUUUACAUCCUGUCUUUUCUCUCUUCUGCCUUGUCAUUUUCCUUCUUUCUUCCUUCCUUUCUUUUACUCUCAUGCUGCCACAAUCAUCAUCCAGCUGCAUUCCCUGUCAGGUAGUCCCUGUUGUUGUGGAGUCAUGGUGUCAGCAAUUUCACAUAUAAUGGAAAAGUAUCACACAACAAGGGUUGUAGUGAGGUACUGAUCACUGAAAGUAGACUUGAGAGUAGGUAAAAAAAAAAGUGUUCCACACUCUGGCUCCAUAUUCAUUUCUCUUUUAUUUAAAUGACGUUUCGGCCCUCAGGCCUUCUUCAAGAUCAAUAAUAAUCAAUCAUUAAAUGUCAUCUAAAUAAAAAAAGAAAUGCAUAUGGAUCCAGAGUGUGCGACAACUAUUUCACAGCCAGGAGCACAGCAGCUUAAUCUCGUGUACGUGUGUAUAUUUAUGCGGGAGAUGUUGCCAUGUGAAGCAGAAACAGUUGUUUGUUUGCUUGACAAUGCCAGAAAGGUUUUUAAUUGAACAUAGGACAACAUGUGUGCAUGUAGGAACGCUGUAUAUGUGGUUGGUUUUGAGAAUGGAGCAUUUUAUGUCAGUGGUCAACAUUUCAUGCUGAUGACAGAAAAGAAGCUGUCAGGGAGGAAAUACUUAUAUCUUUUUAGGCUAAAUGCAUUAUAUUUUGUCAUACCAAGACUCAUUGAACAUUGUCAUCUUAAUUUAAAAAAAAUAGCCAUUUAGCAUCUGCUUUGUUGUUGUUGUUGUUGACACGGAUUUUACUACACUUUGUCAGAUCACAUUUAGUUUUGUUUUGUCAGACUGAGUUGAACUGAACUGAGUUGGUCUUAAACACCCAUAAAUACUCCUCAUAGGUCAAAUGAGACAUUUUCUUGAAAUAUAAUUACAGUGCAUAACUUAAUUUACUGGCUUUCUUGUGGGAUUUUGAAGAUUCGUCAUAAAAGCUACUUCUUCAAACAGAGCAGCAAGUAAACAGUGCUUUUGAUCUUGUUACAAUGACUUACAUAUGGCCUGGCUUGAAUAAAGUGGCUUAUAAUAGCCAUUUGUAUUUUCUUGAAGUAAGCUGUGACUUGUUAGUCACAGAGUGGUGAAUCAAAUGGACUGACUGGAAGAGUGGCUACUUUCAAAGCUAGAAUGGCUCUGAAGGUAAACACAGGCAGAAUGACAUUCAUGUGAAUUUUGUAAAAAGUGAUUAUUAAUAGAUGAAUAAAGAUUGUCAAAUUGU